GCGCCAUGUUAAGAGCCGCCCUCCUCCGUCCCCCGCGCUUUCGGCUGCUCCGGCACCGCGGCCCGCCAGCGCCUGCGAGCCCCCCGCCUGCAGCCGAGGUUCCUUAUUUUUGUAUAAAGAUUGAGAGAAGUCAACCUGCUGAGAUUAUGGCACUGAAACAGAUUUCCAGCAACAAAUGCUUUGAGGGUUUCCAGAAGGUGUUUGAACAUGACAGUAUAGAGUUAAAAUGCAAAAUGAGGUUUGGAAUCUAUUUGCCACCAAAAGCAGAAAUUGGGAAGUGUCCUGUGCUGUACUGGCUCUCAGGAUUAACUUGUACAGAACAGAACUUUAUUACCAAAUCUGGUUUUCAUCAGGCUGCAGCUGAACAUGGCCUCAUUGUAGUUGCACCAGAUACCAGUCCACGUGGCUGCAAUAUUGAAGGAGAAGAUGAGAGCUGGGAUUUCGGCACAGGUGCUGGUUUUUAUGUAGAUGCCACUGAGGAACCAUGGAAAACCAACUAUAGAAUGUACUCGUACAUAAAGGAUGAGCUGCCUAAAUUAAUAAAAGCCAAUUUCCCAGCUGACUCAGAAAGGAUGUCUAUUUUGGGGCACUCAAUGGGGGGCCAUGGAGCUCUUAUCCUUGCUUUGAAGAAUCCUGGAAAAUACAAAUCUGUAUCAGCAUUUGCUCCUAUCUGCAACCCAGUCCAGUGUCCCUGGGGGAAGAAAGCUUUUGGUGGAUAUCUGGGAUCAGAUCUAACUAAAUGGGAGGCAUAUGAUGCUACCCAUCUUGUGAAGUCUUAUCCAGAUACUCAUCUUGACAUCUUAAUUGAUCAAGGCAAAGAUGACCAGUUCCUUUCAGCAGGGCAAUUACUGCCUGACAACUUUAUUGCUGCCUGCACAGAGCGGAAAAUCCCUGUAGUCUUUAGAUUGCAACAGGGCUACGAUCACAGCUACUUCUUCAUUGCGACGUUUGUUAAUGAUCACAUCAGACACCAUGCAAAAUACCUCAAUGCUUGAAGCGUAGGAGUCUCUUUUGUCCAGUACAAGUCAAUAUGUACACAAAUGUUAACACACAUCACUUGCUGAAUUAGUGCCUAUAAAAUGGAGUCAUGCUGAUAGUAGUGCUAAACAAUCCUUAAUUCUCUUUGUGUACUUCAGAAUAAAUAUUUUGAAUGUGUU
This is a messenger RNA of Emys orbicularis (European pond turtle), 1157 nucleotides long. It is a transcript of the gene ESD, whose product is annotated as esterase D. Gene Ontology annotation, cellular component: cytosol. Lineage: Eukaryota; Metazoa; Chordata; Testudines; Emydidae. The record is from RefSeq and is a predicted model, not a curated record. Gene Ontology annotation, biological process: formaldehyde catabolic process. The coding region runs from base 6 to 995 and encodes 329 amino acids. Gene Ontology annotation, molecular function: S-formylglutathione hydrolase activity. The transcript has 10 exons.